Messenger RNA from Phytophthora infestans T30-4, 345 nucleotides. RefSeq lists its product as uncharacterized. The record is from RefSeq and is a predicted model, not a curated record. Gene Ontology annotation, molecular function: nucleic acid binding. The transcript has 2 exons. Bases 1 to 345 code for a protein of 114 amino acids. Lineage: Eukaryota; Oomycota; Peronosporomycetes; Peronosporales; Peronosporaceae.
AUGAUGCGAAAGAGAGGCUACGCACUUCGAGGUCAAAAGGUGGCUAUUCGGGGUGAGUUCCAGCGAAAACCCAGAGUCUCCAUGCUUGCGUUUAUUGGUGUCAAUGGCAUUAUUGACUACUAUGACACUGUUGGAACAUUUGACCGAUUAGAGUUUGCUCGAUGUUGUCAAGAUUUUGCGUACUCUAAGCGUGCCAGUGCUCGACCUUACCCCAGAACUAAUUCUGUUUGGAUUUUAGAUGGUGCAUCCAUCCAUCGACACCCUGAAAUUGUGCAUUAUCUAAGAAGUAUCGGAAUUGUACCGAUUUUUCUACCUGCCUAUUGCCCUCCACGAAUCGUGACUUAA